UAGCGUCCGAGAUUCGAUAGCGCUCGCUGAUUUCGUAUGCGCGCGCGCGCACGCACACACUUCGCCGGGUCGCGCACGCCGUCGGAAUAAGCACGAAGGCCCCAACGAGCGUAUACGGUCUUUGCGCGUCCACAUGGCAUCCAAAGCUAACGGGCUUGGUCGCGACGGCACGGCCAAUUCGGUUCGGUACGCAGUAGCCAGCGCGACGGGCCUCGAAGGUCCCGAUCAGAUCCUUUCGUCAGAGGUCGAUACGACAUGGGAGCCAAGCGGCAGAACGCGAAUAAAAGUAGGUGUCUACGAAGACGACGAUUACGAGCCCCUGUCGAUUCCUGGCUUUCUCGCUCGCACGGCCAGCAAAUACCCCAAUCGGCCGGCACUUGUUUCCAGACCUGGAGUCGAUGGCCAGCGCACUACCAUCACGUACAAAGAGUACGAAGCUCAGGUGAGGACCGUUGCCAAAGCUUUCUUGCAUUUGGGCCUCGAGAGACAUCACAGCGUCUGUAUUCUUGGAUUCAAUUCGCCGGAAUGGUUCAUCUCCGAUCUUGCGGCUAUCUACGCUGGAGGAUUCGCGGCUGGAAUAUACACGACCAAUUCGCCGGAAGCUUGUCAAUAUUGUGCGGAAAGCAGCAGGGCAAACAUAAUCGUCGUUGAGGACGCCAAACAGCUGGAAAAGAUCUUGGAGAUCAGGAAAAACUUGCCGCACUUGAAGGCGAUCGUUCAGUACGAGGGCGCUCCAAAUAGGAAAGACGUCUUGAGCUGGAGCCAGCUGAUGGAGAUAGGCCAUGGACAGCCGGACCAUCAGUUGCAGAGCGUCUUGAAGACUAUCGGCGCCAACGAAUGCUGCACUCUCGUCUACACCUCAGGAACCACGGGAAAUCCAAAAGCCGUCAUGCUGAGUCACGACAAUCUCCUGAGCGACGCUCGGGCGAUCUUGAAAGCCGUCGGCCUUGUGAAAGAAGCGCAAGAAAUCGGCGUUAGCUUUCUUCCACUGUCGCACGUUGCUGCUCAGAUACUGGACAUAUUCGUCAGCAUCUCGAUGGCUAGUACGGUCUACAUGGCCGACAAGCACGCGCUGAAGGGUAGCCUCCUCGAGACCUUGGUGGCCGCGCGACCAACCGUGUUUUUCGCUGUGCCGCGCGUGUGGGAGAAGAUCUACGAGAAGAUGCGGGCCGCCGCCCGAACCCACGGACCGAUCAAAAUCUGGAUCGCCACUUGGGCCAAGACGCAGGGUCUGCAGUACCACACGAAUCGCAUGAACGGGCUCGACUACAAAUCCUGGGGCUACACUCUCGCCAAGCAUCUGGUCUUCAACAAAGUCAAGGCAACUUUGGGGUUGGACAGAUGCAAGAUUUUCAGCACUGGAGCGGCGCCUUUGAGUGCCGAGAUCAAGCAGUACUUCAUCAGUCUGGACAUUAUGAUAAUCGAUACUUACGGCAUGUCAGAGUGCGCGGCUGCCCACUCGAUCGCCACCCACGAUAGUUUCAAACUUGCCAGCGUUGGUAGAACUCUACCGGGAUUCGGCACUCAUUUGGAUAACAUGGACAGCGAAGGCGAGGGUGAAAUUUGCAUGAGUGGCAGACACGUGUUCAUGGGGUACCUCAACGAUCCCGAGAAGACGAAAGAAGCCAAAGACGAGAAUCAUUGCCUGCACAGUGGAGAUCUCGGGAAGAUGGACGCCGAUGGAUUUUUAUACAUCACCGGCAGAAUCAAGGAGCUCGUUAUCACUGCCGGUGGCGAAAAUAUUCCUCCGGUUCGUAUCGAGCAGCAACUCAAGAAGGAGUGUCAUGCCAUCAGUAAUGCUAUGCUCAUUGGAGAUCGAAGAAAGUAUUUGACGAUGCUCGUUACAUUGAAGACCGAAGUGAACGUGGAAACUGGAGAGCCAUUGGAGACCUUAACUAAAGAAUCAGUAGACUGGGCCAAGUCUCUGGGUAGCCAAGUCAAAACUAUCAAAGAGGUUGUUGAUAACGAAGAUCCAAUCAUACAUAGAGGAAUUCAGGAUGCAAUAAAUCGAGCCAACACCAAGGCAAUAAGUAACGCUCAACGUGUGCAGAAGUUUAAGGUCUUACCACAUGACUUUUCCUUGCCAACCGGAGAGCUAGGUCCAACCUUGAAAUUGAAGCGAAACGUGAUCGUAAACAAGUAUGCCGACCUUAUCGAAGAUAUGUACAAAGAAUAAUAGUUUUCUUAAAAGUUAUUCUGUUGUGGUGAUGCCCAUGUACCUGAUACUGAAUUCAAUUUUACCUAAGGGGAUUCACGUUAAUAAUUUUGGCCUUUUAUUUGCGAUGAAUAAAGCACGCACAGUGUCAAUCGAAUUUUUAUAACUAUUAGUGGUAUAUAGAAAAAAAUGGUUUAUUUUGGAAGGGAAAGAUUUUGUUAUAUUAUUAUAUUAGGCGUCAAUUAUUUUUCAUUAUAUGAUAUACAAUAAAUUAAAGCUGAUAUUUAAAACAAGACAGUAAUUGUAAUCAAAAUAUUAGUAUAUUCAAUGUACACUGCUCGUCAAUCACUUUUGCCAUGCUUACCUCAAAAUUAGGCAAACUUGAAUGUUUUGUAUCUCGGUCGGAAAUCAUCGUAUCACAAAAAACCGCACGGCAUUUUAAAGGUAAUUGCAAAAGCUUCCAUUUAAGACGUGCAGAGACCUUUUUUUUCAAUCCUCAAUUACUUCGACUUACGUACGUCUUGGAAAAAAAUGCCAAGGAGAAAAAAGUUUCAUUUUGUGCCCAACAAUACGAAAAUAAAGUCAAAAUAAAGAAAUAGAGAAAAGUU
Messenger RNA from Phymastichus coffea, 2763 nucleotides. RefSeq names its product very long-chain-fatty-acid--CoA ligase bubblegum-like. Gene Ontology annotation, cellular component: membrane; endoplasmic reticulum. Bases 134 to 2176 code for a protein of 680 amino acids. NCBI's taxonomy places the organism in Eukaryota, Metazoa, Arthropoda, Insecta, Hymenoptera, Eulophidae. The transcript is spliced from 10 exons. The record is from RefSeq and is a predicted model, not a curated record. Gene Ontology annotation, molecular function: long-chain fatty acid-CoA ligase activity.